This is a messenger RNA of Dibothriocephalus latus, 324 nucleotides long. The record is from the annotation of a GenBank genome assembly. NCBI's taxonomy places the organism in Eukaryota, Metazoa, Platyhelminthes, Cestoda, Diphyllobothriidea, Diphyllobothriidae.
AUGUUGCGUGAGCUCUGGGAGGAAGUGACCCACAACUUGAAAGUUGGCAAUAUUGAUGCCGCCACGGACGCCAAAACACGGCUGGAACAGCGUCAACGCCGGGAGGCUGCAGCCCGUCAGGAGACCAAUGAGAAGUGGGAUCCACAUUACUUUUCGGAACAGGGCAAUACCUACAUCUAUCGCUGGCCCCUGAUGGGCCGAAUUUAUCAGGCGUCGUCGUCGCCGCCUAAUAAUAAUAAUAACACAACUCAGUCUAACAGUCUUGCUAGUUCUCAGGCAGUUAGCACCCACCCCAACGAUGAAUCAUCCACGCCUACACCACCG